This is a messenger RNA of Leptinotarsa decemlineata (Colorado potato beetle), 1670 nucleotides long. It is a transcript of the gene UbcE2M, whose product is annotated as NEDD8-conjugating enzyme UbcE2M. The record is from RefSeq and is a predicted model, not a curated record. NCBI's taxonomy places the organism in Eukaryota, Metazoa, Arthropoda, Insecta, Coleoptera, Chrysomelidae.
UGUUCGAGUUCUGCGAUGUCACUUCUUGUCACUUCUGACAGCUGUCAGUGGUUAAAAAAAUUGUUGAAUUUCUAUUUGUAUAAAUUUAUACGUUUCAUAUGCUAUAAAUAAUUGAUAUUAUUAUAUACCAAGUAAAAAUACUUAUUAAAUAUGAUAAAAUUAUUUUCAUUAAAGCAACAAAAAAAAGAUGGCGAAUCUUCACUAAGAACUGGCAAUCAAAAAAAGGCAUCAGCUGCACAACUGAGAAUAACAAAAGAUAUAAACGAGUUGAACCUUCCAAAAACUUGCACCACAGAAUUUCCAGAUCCAGAUGAUCUGCUUACUUUUAAACUAAUAAUCUGCCCUGAUGAGGGCUUCUACAGAACUGGUCGUUUCAUCUUCAGUUUCAAAGUGGGUCCCAGCUAUCCGCACGAACCCCCGAAAGUGAAGUGCGAAACGCAGGUCUACCACCCCAACAUCGAUCAGCAAGGAAACGUAUGCCUCAACAUUCUUCGAGAAGACUGGAAACCAGUUCUAACAAUCAACAGCAUCGUCUACGGGUUGCAGUAUCUAUUCCUAGAACCCAACCCGGAAGAUCCCUUGAAUAAGGAAGCGGCCGAAGUUCUCACUAACAAUCGGAGACUGUUUGAGCAGAACGUGCAGAAAGCCAUCCGUGGGGGAUACGUUGGUGGUAUUUACUUUGACCGUUGUUUAAAGUGAUGGAGUGCUGUGUGUAAGGACUUUUGUUGCCAGGAUAUGUUUCAGUGGUUGAUUCGAUAAAUACGUAAAGUUUUAUCUUAUUGAAAAUGCUUGGGUCGAUUAUUUUUUUUUUAACUUAUCUCUUGUGGUGGACAGCGGAUUUCAGUAUGGUUCGUAGUUGUGAUGAAAUUCAUUCAGCUGCUAGGUAUAGAGAUCCUAGUGUUUGUUGACGACUGUUCAGAGUCUUGGUAAAUUCAUUAGCGUGUUAGUUAAUCCAUGUUUUUUUCUGAAUAUUCAUCAAAGGGGUAAGACUAUUCGUACGUGUACUUAGGUGUGAUCACUUGCAGUUGUGAACAUGUUGCACACCAUCAUCACAGAACCAAUGAAAAUAUUCCUAACAGCUGAAAACGUUAUCGACCAUGUAUGACGAUCCACUGGGCAUCAUGCAACAAGAGAUCUCUUAGAUCAUAUUCGUGUUUAACUUGCAAUAUAAUGCUGCCACCUAGUGGGCAUUGAGAAUAUCAGAUUGAUCUUUACAAACUGUUGACUUUAACGAAUUAAUUUUGAAAUUAUAUGGUUCUUACUAGUUUUGAAUGAGAAAAUCAAUUUGUGAAAUUGAGUUCGUGUCGCGCAACUGCGAAACUUUGUAUCUUCCCAAAAAAAUCAACAGCUGAGAAGAAGACUGGUUUAUAACUGAAACCCGAUUGUCCACGAAUUAUUCUUUAUUUGUAGAUCCUGAGUAUAGGCAGCAUUGUUACAAGAAAUUCAAACAAUGGAAGAACUACCUCUGAUUUGUACUUUCAGGAGUCUGGCUGAUGUUUGGGUAUGGGGUUUUCAAAAUUUUCGUAUUGCACUUGGACGAUUAUUCGAAUUGUAAUGGAUGAUACUGUGGCUAGGAGGCUUUUUAAUUUGUUUUUUGUUAUUUAUGCUAAUUCAUCUUACUUUUUAAACAACAUAGAUGGGUAAUUUCUUAAUAAAAUAUUGAAAUAUUU